AUGAUCAACAACAAGGAUAAGGACAAUAAGUCCCCAUUACUUAUAGCAGCAGAGCAGGGGAAUUCAGGGGUGAAUGGAGUCCUGCUAGACAAGGGUGCCAACGUCAACGCGCAGCGUGGACAGUACGGCAACGCACUCUACGCGGCGUCAGCUGGA
Molecule: messenger RNA, 156 nt
Organism: Didymella exigua CBS 183.55
Lineage: Eukaryota; Fungi; Ascomycota; Dothideomycetes; Pleosporales; Didymellaceae
Exons: 1
Molecular function (GO): protein binding
Source: RefSeq, a predicted model, not a curated record